This is a messenger RNA of Cicer arietinum (chickpea), 1596 nucleotides long. Its product is annotated as metalloendoproteinase 1-MMP. Gene Ontology annotation, molecular function: metalloendopeptidase activity; zinc ion binding. Lineage: Eukaryota; Viridiplantae; Streptophyta; Magnoliopsida; Fabales; Fabaceae. Gene Ontology annotation, biological process: extracellular matrix organization; collagen catabolic process; proteolysis. The record is from RefSeq and is a predicted model, not a curated record. Gene Ontology annotation, cellular component: extracellular matrix.
AGGUCACCACACUAACAACAACCCCAUGAUCAAAAAAAAUUAAACGGCCAAACAUAAAAAUAAAAAAUACAUAGUUUAAUUAGAAACAGAUACAUUAGUUUACCCACCAUCACACUUCAAAAGUCAGGAUCUCCCUUCAAAAGGGUCAGAAUCUUCUUAUCUUUAUAUCAUCCUAAUUAACUUCCCCUUGCCUUCGAUCAUACCAAAGUCUAUCCCCAUACGCAUGUAUAUAUAUGAUUCCAAUUUCCAAACUUAUACUUAAUAUGAUACUACCAUUUAUUAUAUCAUAAAGUUCCUUUCAUUAAUCAAGGUUCAUAAUUGAGCUACUAGCUCUUUAUUGUUUCCCCUGAAAAAAACAUAAUUAAUCGUUAUGUUUCGGUUAUUCAGUUAUUACUUAAACUUUUGGUUCUUGUGUGUGGCCCUCUUUCUUUGGCGCCCAUGUUUUCCCGCGAGGAUAAUACCAGAAUCAGUAACCGUAAUAACAACCACCGAAAAACACAACGCCACGUGGCACGAUUUCUCAAAGUUUUUACACGCAGAAAGAGGAAGCCACGUCAGCGGCAUGGCGGAGCUCAAGAAGUUUUUCAACCGUUUCGGUUACCUCUCCGCGCCGGAAACCACGCCGAAUUUCACGGACAACUUCGAUUCAAACUUUGAAUCCGCCGUCUUGCUUUAUCAGAAACAGCUCGGUUUACCGAUCACCGGAAAACUCGAUUCCGAUACCAUAUCAACCAUCGUAUCUCCGAGAUGCGGCGUUUCCGAUAGCACUACGAAAAGAAUACACGUCACGCGUCACUUCGCAUACUUUAACGGUAAACCGCGGUGGCUUCGCGGUUCCCCGAUGACUCUUACAUAUGGUUUCUCACCUUACAACAUGAUCGACACGAUAAGCUUAACGGAAAUCCGAACGGUUUUCGAGCGUUCGUUUACGCGAUGGGCGUCGGUGAUUCCGGUGAGUUUUCGUGAAACGGAGCGAUACGAAUCGGCGGACAUUAAGAUCGGGUUUUAUAUCGGCGAUCACGGUGACGGAGAACCGUUCGAUGGUGUUUUGGGGGUUUUAGCGCAUGCUUUCUCCCCACAGAAUGGAAGAUUUCAUUUAGAUGCAGCUGAAAAUUGGGCCGUUGAUUUUGAUCACGAUGAUUCGAGGGUAGCCAUUGAUUUGGAAUCAGUGGCAACGCACGAGAUAGGUCACGUGCUUGGGCUGGGCCAUUCAUCUGUAAAGGAAGCAGUGAUGUACCCAAAUUUGAGCCCAAGAAGGAAGAAAGUUGACUUGAAAAUUGAUGACGUGGAAGGUGUUCAAUCACUCUAUGGGUCAAACCCAAACUUUACUUUUAGUUCUUUGUUGCAGUCUGAGGAUGCUUCCAAUGUUGCCCUUGGAUUCCAAACUGGUUUCUCUAAAUGGACUUUCUCUUUGCCUCUUGUCUUGUUGAUAUUAUUUUUUGGUUCUUGAAUAUUUACUUUUUUUUUUCAUUAUUCCUCUUUCAUACAUGUAUUUUUAUUCUUUGAUCUAUGUAAAAAGAAAAACAAACAUUAAAGGAUAGAAAGCAAAGUUGAAUCACAUGGGCUAAACCCUAAUGAUUCAUAUUUUAUGAUAUA